AUGUCUCAAACGCAAGAAGGGGGUAAUGUUAAAGAUGAAGAAGCAGAUUUUGUACCGGAAGAGGUAUCGGAAUUGGCGUUGGGAAUAAUUGACAAAAUUAUCGGAGAAAAUCAUUACAGCGAAUUAAAAGUGCAAAUGUGGACGACGGCUAUUAUGGAAAGACUUUUAACCGAAUUAGCAAAAUUAAAGAGACCAUUUAAAUAUAUUAUUAACUGUUCGCUUCAGCAAAAAACGGGUGCGGGAUUGCAUUUGGCCAGUGCUUCCUACUGGGACCCGAUCACUGACAAUUCUUGUACCGUCAAGUGGGAUAACGAAUUCGUUCACUGUUGCAUUCAUGUAUUUGGCGUGCAAAUAUAA
Pediculus humanus corporis (human body louse) is the source of this 357-nucleotide messenger RNA. RefSeq names its product dynein light chain Tctex-type, putative. The record is from RefSeq and is a predicted model, not a curated record. The transcript has 2 exons. Lineage: Eukaryota; Metazoa; Arthropoda; Insecta; Psocodea; Pediculidae. Gene Ontology annotation, molecular function: dynein intermediate chain binding. Gene Ontology annotation, biological process: microtubule-based movement. Bases 1 to 357 code for a protein of 118 amino acids. Gene Ontology annotation, cellular component: cytoplasmic dynein complex; cytoplasm.